UUGGGGGCCCAAACGAGCCUGCUUCCCCUUCUGGGUCUGCUGGCCUAAUUCCCAGCUGCAGCUGCCAGUCUGGCCCCCCCUCCACCCCCAGGCAAUCUCCCUGCAGAUUUGGCAGGGAGAAAGGAGGGGCUGAGGGAAGGGGAAUGAACCAGAGAGAGGAGUCAGCUCUAAUCUGAUGGAGAUGAUCCGGCAGCCUUCUCCAGUUCGGCUGCCCUCUGCCAUCAGCUCUCUGGGUGAUCUUUUCUGUGCCCUGUACUCUCCCCUCCUGCCUUCAUCUCCUUAAGAAAGUGCCCAGAAAGUUAAACCCACACAUACAAACACACACACAAUCCACUAAAAAAAAUUCAGAAAGCAGGAGCAGGCAGACGAGUAAGAGAGCACGCGCACAAGAGAGAGGGCUCAGAUCGGUCCUGGAGGAAGAGCGGCACAAGCAGAGGGAGACUGGGGUUGGCGGUGACCUGGACUAAGGUCUCUUAGCCCCCAGGAGCCUCCUUCAUGGACCCGGGGAUCCUGAGAGGGGCUGCCUCAGCUUAGGAUGGGCAACUGUGUCAAGUCUCCACUGAGAAAUCUCUCAAGGAAGAUGCGCCAGGAGGAGAAGACCAGCUACACAGUGGUGCAGACGAGCGAGGAGGGGCUGGCGGCCAGUGGCGAGCUCCCUGGACCGCUCCUGAUGCUGGCCCAGAACUGCGCCGUCAUGCACAACCUGCUGGGCCCUGCCUGCAUUUUCCUCCGCAAGGGCUUCGCUGAGAACAGGCAGCCUGACAGAUCACUGCGGCCAGAGGAGAUUGAAGAGCUCCGAGAGGCGUUCCGAGAGUUUGACAAGGACAAGGACGGCUACAUCAACUGCCGGGACCUGGGCAACUGCAUGCGCACCAUGGGCUACAUGCCCACCGAGAUGGAGCUCAUUGAGCUCUCCCAGCAGAUCAACAUGAACCUGGGUGGCCAUGUGGAUUUUGAUGACUUUGUGGAGCUAAUGGGACCUAAACUCCUGGCGGAGACGGCAGAUAUGAUUGGAGUAAAGGAACUGCGAGAUGCUUUCCGAGAGUUUGACACCAAUGGUGAUGGGGAGAUAAGCACCAGUGAGUUGCGAGAGGCCAUGAGGAAACUCCUGGGUCAUCAGGUGGGACACCGAGACAUAGAGGAAAUUAUCCGAGAUGUGGACCUCAAUGGAGAUGGACGAGUGGACUUUGAAGAGUUUGUCCGGAUGAUGUCUCGCUGAGGCCGCAAGGGCCCCUCGCUGAGCCCCGCAAGGACUGCCAAGCUCCCACAGGUGGGGAGAAGAGGAGCCGGAGCACGCCUCACCCCACCGUAGCCGCCGAGAGCCCAGGAUGUACUGGCGGAUGGGGCCUGCCUGCACCCCGGGGAGGUGCCCACCCCGGACCCCCACCCCUCCGCACUGUGAAAGACUCACAACUCCUGCAACUGGAAAGGGGGGCGCCCGCCGACGAGGAGGCCACAGUGCCAAGCCGGCAGAGGUCAUGCCAGGCGCCAAGUGCCAUGUACCCAGUCGCUGCUGGCUGGGUGGGCCAGGGAGCCCGCCAGAAGACCCCACACAGCAUGUCUGCCCUGGGUCAGAGCCUCUUGCCAUCCUCCUUAGCUCUGUGCCUGUCCCAGCUCGCCUCAGCCCUGUUAUCUCAGAACCAAUAAAAAUAUUUCCAAGAG
Molecule: messenger RNA, 1662 nt
Organism: Ceratotherium simum simum (southern white rhinoceros)
Lineage: Eukaryota; Metazoa; Chordata; Mammalia; Perissodactyla; Rhinocerotidae
Gene: CABP1
Product: calcium binding protein 1
Cellular component (GO): cytoplasm
Molecular function (GO): calcium ion binding; calcium channel regulator activity
Source: RefSeq, a predicted model, not a curated record